Molecule: messenger RNA, 672 nt
Organism: Brugia pahangi
Lineage: Eukaryota; Metazoa; Nematoda; Chromadorea; Rhabditida; Onchocercidae
Source: the annotation of a GenBank genome assembly
AUGGAAAAGUUUUCCUCAUCUCUUCCUACGUUGAAAAUCCUUUAUGGUAGUGAAACAGGUAAUGCGCAAGAUAUUGCGGAAAUGUUAUGGAAUGAUGCACGAUAUCGUAAUAUCCCCGCUGAAGUGUAUAAUUUUGGAGAUUAUGCAGUGCAGAAUUUGAACAAUGAAUAUUGUGUGAUAUUUGUAGUCUCAACCAGUGGACAAGGUGAAAUGCCAGCUAGUUUACGUCACAAUUGGAGAAUUUUAUGUUGUAAAACGUUACCAAAAAAUUUGUUACAAAAUGUUCACUUAGCUGUCCUUGGACUUGGUGACUCAACUUAUCAGAAAUAUAACUUUGCAGGGAAGAAGCUAUAUCGAAGAUUAAGCCAAUUAGGCUGUUCAUUUUUGAUGAACUUAGCUUUAGCAGAUGAUCAACAUGAAUUAGGAAUUGAAGGAACGUACGAGCCUUUUCGGAAUGAAUUAUUUCAACAAAUCUGGGAAAUGAGGUUGUAUCCGGGUAUGAUUUUGAAUCCUGAUGAUAGCAAAUGUUUACCAUCACGUUAUGAAGUCAGUUACGAUGAAAAUUCUUCACCACUUUACAGUGAUAGCAAAGAAAAUUCUUUCGUAGAAACAACAAUCAUAAAUAAUAAACGAUUAACAGCGGAAACUCAUUUUCAGGUAUUCUUAUUUUGA